Messenger RNA from Zeugodacus cucurbitae (melon fly), 10669 nucleotides. RefSeq lists its product as uncharacterized. NCBI's taxonomy places the organism in Eukaryota, Metazoa, Arthropoda, Insecta, Diptera, Tephritidae. The transcript has a single exon. Bases 5170 to 6969 code for a protein of 599 amino acids. The record is from RefSeq and is a predicted model, not a curated record.
GAUACGUCCUAAAAGUCCACUAAAGACACGUCAUUGUGCCAGCUGGAUACAUCCUUGCGCUCACAUUAUUAUUAUGCUAUUGCCCUCCCUUCCGACCUGUCAGUCAACUUUAGGUCGUGAAUUAAAGCCAUUUUCGUUGGAGCCAGUUGAAUUUCCUCACUUGAACUUCAUACGUAUGAAAAGCAACAUAAUGUAAUCGUAUAAUGUAUACAAACAAAAAGCUUAAAUAAAGCACGAAAACAAACGUUCAGCGUAAAACGGCUACUGGUGUUGAACGUAGUAAAAAUUGUUGCUCUGCCGGUUUUUAUUGUUGUUUGCAUUGUGAUUACGCGAGUGUGUGUGUUUUUGUUGUUUUUCUUCUACUUUGCCCCAACGUUUCGGUUAGUCAUUCUGUUUGAAUGAUCUGUUGAUUCGGCUAUUCGAGCUGGCUUCGGUUGCGCUUGACAACAAACGUCGAAGUCGUGUCUUAAUGUUAAUGGCUUGAGUUGGAGUAGUAGCUUACUGGAGUUGAAGUUGGCUUUACUUGAUCUAGUGGAGGUAGUUGGCUGCGAAAGAGUGUGAAAGAAACAAACCAAACAAGUCGAAAUCAAUGCUGCCAAGGCGUUCGUUAAUGAUCACGCUCUUUUCUGCUUGACUGCAAUCAAUGGCCGAUCGUGUGCCGUGGAUUAUGAGUUCUUGCGCUGCGAUAUUACGUGUGCCUUUCGACUGUUGUCUGUUUGUAUGUACAAUCUCUUCUCAUAGUCGGAUACAAAGUGAUAUAUGAUCGACAACACCAUGACAGGUCUGUCAGGCCGGGGCCAUGAGAUGAUCGCGCAAUCUUCCAUACACAGUUAUUAAGCCAAUAGCGUGUUUUAUGUGUAUGUACAGAUGUUCAGGUUGUGUAAUGACUAUGCCGGAGCAUUAAUACUUGCCAAUAUAAAAUUUUAUCACCAUUACCUCGUUUUUGGUAACAUUAGGGUACAAUUCAUAAUUAAAUAAAAAACAGGUCUAGCAGAGCUUUUAGUUUCAUGUAGCCGUAUUUGCUACUAAGUAAAAAGUAUUUGAGGCCCAUUCUCGACUGAUAUACUAUGUUAACGAGCAAAAGAAGAUUCAUGCAUACAGAAAGACGCAUGGCUAUGUACAAUUUUUUUUUUAUUUUGAUUCGUGUUUCAUUUCAAUUUUGAUGUGAUUAUACAAAUAUUGUUUCGUUGAAGAAAUUCGUUUCCAUUUUUUAUAAUUUUAAAUACAUUUGCACUAAAGGGGUCAGAAGUUUAUCUUCUAACAGGCGACGACUCUUCUACACCUGUUUUUUUUUACAUAACAUGUAUGAGAAUCGAAUAAUCCCUUGUCGUGUACAUUGAAAUCUGUUCAUAUUUCUUCGAAAUAUGAAUUUCUUUAAACGUAGAUUAAUCUCAUUAAUUUUUUUUUUAGAAUGCUUUCUCUUCAAAUGAUUAGAGGGUAUGUACAUAUAUGUAUGUAUAUAAUACAUACAUACAUGCUUAUGCAGACUGAUUGUCUAGGUUGUUUUAAUAAAUGUAAUAGUAAAUUAUAUAGUUAAAAUGUUAUAUUAUGAGUGUUGUUAUCAGUUCAAAUGGAACUUUUAGCGUUUAUGUAUUUAUAUGUAAUCUUAUGCGUAUGGUUUUUAAAAAUUUCGCGUAUAAUAUGCGGCUUAUUUUGUCGUAGAAGAAAAUAUUCAAUUCAUUGAAAUCAUGAAUUCUGAAAUAUAUAUGCAUAUAUUUUAUAAAUCAACAUUCCGGGGAUAUUCCCACAGCUAAAUAUUUCUUCCAGCACAUUCCUAAGCUAGAACACGCUCUAAUGUUCAUUCUGCAUGACACGUGAAUUUGUCGUGAGGAACGUGUUAUUAGAGUACAUUCUUCCCCUUCAAUCGUUAGAUAAAUGGAAAUUGUUGCUUUUGUUAGAAGUGACGUUCAUAUAUUCCAUUAGGGUUUUUCUUCAAUUUCUGUAUGUACAUAUGUGCACCGUGUAAAGUUCACUGUUUCGUCUGUUCCUUGGUCUGUGAUGUGCAUCACAGUGGACUCACAUUUGGUUUGAGAUUUUUUAGUUACGAACUUUAUUUGCAGAGUAAAUAAUUGUAAAUAAUAAUACAGUGGAACUUCUCUAACUCGAAUCACCAUAAUCCACAAAAAAACUUCGAGUUAUGGAAUUUUCAUUAAAACAUACAAUUUUUCAAAAAGCGAGUUAUUGAGAACUUCGAGUUAUAGAAGUUCGAGUUAUGGAAGGAAAUUUAUAUGAAAUUUGGCUUCUAAACGCUAUUGCCAACUCAAAAGUUCAAGUUAUGGAGAUCUUCGAAUUAUAGAAGUUCUCAACUUUCUAUAUGUAUACGUAAAUAAAACGACUUCUGUAAUCACUGAAUGUUCCACGAAAAAUGUUCAACAACAAAAUCAUAAUUAGAGAAGCGAAUAGAAGAUUAAAACAAAUAAAUAAUAAAAACAAAAUAAAAGUAAAAAUAAUUAAACAAAAUGGUACGAGGCGAGUCGACCGCUUAUCAGUUGCCACUGCUGUGGGCUGUGUAGUAAAAUUUCCCUUCUUAUUAUUUAUUGCAAUAGUCAGCAACAGCGGGCCAACUAUAAAAUAAAUAUUUACGCGAUAUCAACAAAAACCUGUAUUGUAUACAACAAGCGUACACGCGCGAGUUAAUGCUUUUUUGACUCCGGCACUGAUAGCUGGUAGCCGCGUAAGAGCGUAAAAUUCAGUGUGGAGAGUGGGUUAGAAUGGCGGCGGCGAGAAAAUAUACGACACUCUCGUUGAUCAAACCGGCCGCAUUGCUGACAGCUGCUCGAGUAGUGAGUGUUCACCAACACACACAGACACAAAUGUGGCGACACAACUGAUUCAAGCCCCCUCUGAGCUGCUAAUAAGUUGAUAAACUGUUUGAUUCUUCUAAGAAAUACUACACACUGGGGCGAAUGAGUAAAUGUGAAUAAAAUUAAUAAACAAUGUUUGUUGCUUAUAUGUAUAUACAUAUAUAUAAAUAUCGUGUAAAUAUAUAAUAUACAUAUAACAAUUGCCCUGCCUUUACUGUUUAGCCGGCAUACAUACAUAUGUGUACAAAAGUAUGUAUUCCAUUAAAGUAAAAUGUAAACUAAGUCGAGCUUUAAUUAUAUUACUAUAAAUUAUGCAUAUCAUCGUAAAUCAUUUCAUUUGAUUUUGCUGGAGCGUAACGAUAUUUGAACAAAAGCUAUGAAUGUUGAUUGAAGUGAUUUUUAUGCAGCUUUCACUAAGCUUCCAUAUGAAAGCUCACAUAUUUUCGAGCUUUCGUGAUGCAAUGAUUAUUUUGGAUUUUGCUUAAAAUUUUUUCCAUAGCAAAUAUCUCCAAUCCCAACAUAAAUGAUUUGAUACUAACUUCAUAUAAAAAUGAAAUUACAUGCUCUCUUAAUUUUCUACACACCACUGUACUAAUGAAAACCAUUAGGUAGCAUGCUUUAUAAGUCGACAAUUGAAAGCAAAAACGCAUUUCACAUUUUAAAUGUAAAUUAGAUUUUUUUAUAGUAAACUGCCAUGCGAUAAAUAUGCUGCCAACAAACUCAUUGGAAUUAUCAAUUGUUAUUUUCCUUACCUUUGUAAAAACUGGCUAAUACUGGUAAGGCAAUUCUUAUUAAUAAAACACAAGCACACCUACACGUAUAGUUUAGCCUGCUGCAGGUUGAUUCUACUAGCACCUACACAUGCAUACCCUUAGAUUUGUAUAAUUUUCUAUAAUUAUUAUUUUUUUUCAUUUAACGCACGCACAUAGCAUCACAAAUGGUCAAUAAACACAAUAGAACACAUAACAUACAUAUGUAUGUAUACGUGUAGUAAGGUGGAGUUUUUCAAAAUGAAAUUCUGCUCCAAUCUCUAUUCAUGCCUUCGCCGUUGAAACCAGAAAGGCCGCGAUGCCCAUACAUGUGUUCUGCUCCACCGAAACAGGGGCUGAGGAGGAGCAGCACACGAUCCAUUAAAUAGAUAUGCAUAUACAUACAUACAUAUGUGUAAAUAUGUGUAUUUAUGUAUGUAUGUACGGUAGUGUGUGUUCGAUUCUUUUAUGGCUCUUGCUAAGCAGCUUAGCCAGCGCACAAUUAUUCCUAUUACUAUAUAUGAUUUUAUGUCUUUUUAUUGCUUAUUUUACACUCUAUUCUUCCUCUUCCUCCUCUGCUUCUUCUCGCAACUUUUGUGUGGCUUUGUUUGUCUUUUACGUUCGCGUAUAUUUGUACUUGCUGUUGCUUUUGCUGAUUUUAGGUGUCUUUUUGGUUUGUUUUGUCAAUUAUCGGCGAAGAAACGAUGUGUGAUUAUUGCCGACGAAACGUCACAACAAAUCGAUAAGCAAAUCCGAUAAUAUAUGCAUAUUAUUUGUUGUGUGCACAGAAGACAAAUUUAGAUUGUCAAAAAAAGGGGUUUUCAAAUAAAUAACCUCGUCGAUGAUCUAUGUAUGUAUGUAUAUGUGUGUACCCGCUUAUUUAUAUCAAAAUGCGUGCAGAAAAGGCCUAAGAAGGAUUGGGAAGGAAGAGUUUUUACGAGAACAAAUUGUCCUUAGAUAUGAAAGUUUGCCAAAGUUUACCAGCUUUAAGCUGAUCUUCAGGUGUAUGAUCUAGUUUUCCUUAUUUUCUGUUAAUAGUUGAUAUUGCGUCAGUUGCUAGGCUUGACAGAGCCCAAGCUUCACAUUUCAACUGACUCUACAACUAUGUCUGUGUGGUGUGCGUUGUAACCCUCUCAUCUACUUAAUCGUAAUGUAAUCUUAAUUUCACUAAAUGAAUUGUGUUUUCAAAAAUAUUAUAAAUAUUCCCAUAAAAUAUAUUUGUCAACCAUGUUGACAAGUUGUGGCUAAAAUUUGAAUGAAAUGUAAAAUCAUUUUAAAGCAUUAGACGCAGCGUAUGAUACGAGUAGCAAAGUGCUCAAUUCUCCAGCGGGGCAACCGGGCAGCAUUUGCAUCUAUGAAAACUAUUAAAAAGCCAUAUCUAAUGGUAUAUAAUCAAUUACAAUUAGGGCUAUUACAGUAAUAUCUGAAAUCAGUAAACCACUGAGUUCUAGGUAAAUUUCAUUUUCUAAAAAGAAGAAACCGCCCACACAGUACAUUUUGCCUUAUGCGCGGAUUUAUAAAUCACAGAAAAGGCUGAAUUUUUCAUUGCGUCUGCAAAAGCGCUUGUCAUAAGAUCCCAAUUCAACGGAAGCUAAUAAAAACCUACUCCAGAAAGAAUGAGUAACUUAAACAAUUUCACAACGCUUUUAAAUUUAAUUGGACUCUCAUCGAUCCAAGAGGAGUACGCACAAAAACUAACCGAUAUUGUGAUCACCACAUCGCUUGAACAACCAGUGCACACAAUACUCUAUACCAGCUGUGAAAAUUUUGAACCGCUAGAUAUAGACUCUGCAUUUGUGCUACACAGACUUGCCAGUGGACUUGCUCUGCCAUUGAUGCAUUUUGACACCUCGCCACAUAUUGAGAAAUAUGUGGAAAGUUUCAAUGCGGAGUUGCUGAGCAUAGCUAAGCUCAGUCAAGAAUUUUCGACGGACGAACACCUACUGACAACGCUCUGGCAACGUCUAUGGCACAAUGCACAAAGUCGACUCAUCAUACUGCUUGAUGAGACCGCGAGCACUGCUUAUGUGGCCGAAAUUUUAAGAUUUUGUGUAGAACACAAAGCUAUUAAUGUGAUUGCUUUGCAGCCUCGUAUGACAGUGACAGCGCGCACCUACUGGACCGUGAGCAUAUUUCCACAUCUGGAAAUAGUUAAACGCAAACUCCCAAUCUUCGGCCGUGGUGCAGUGUUUCCCAGUCAUCUGAGGAAUAUGUAUGGCCAUCCGUUGCGAGUGCUGGCGAAAGCUUGGUCCCCCCAACUAUACACAUACACUCCAUCGAGCGGGAACGCAACAUCCAGCGGCUUCUGGGGAAGAGCGGUAAUGGAGUACGCUCGUCGGUACAAUGCCACCAUUGAGUAUCCUUACUCUAUGCAUCACAAAACUCUGUCGCUUUCUGAACAUAUCAGUUCUUUAGAGAAUCAUACAAUCGACCUGGGAGCACUGACGUUAAUGUUGUACAAUAACGGUAAUAUAAGUUUUUCAGUAAUUUUUCACCUUAGCAGUUGGUGUCUGAUGGUGCCUGUGGAAAAAACCUUACCUAGAUCGACAUUUUACUACAAUAUUGUGCACCCAUCGGCAUUCUUCUUAUUUAGCCUCAGUGUAGUAGUGAUCCUCAUUUGUUGGGCAUUCGUACAUCGUCGGCGCGCACAUAGGCAAUUACCUGCAAGGAAGGAUUUUGUUAACUUGUCACUUCUUACAGGACUACUUGGUAUGCCUUUUUGGACCGAGCGUCACCUUAUCGGCAUUCAGAAAGUCAUACACAUAACCAUCUCUGUGGCGGGUAUCAUCUUUGGUACUGCCUAUGGGGCAUACCUGCAGAGUUUCAUCGUAAAUGCUCCGGCAGCUGCUACUCUCUUGACCAUAGAGGACUUGCUAAAUAGCGGCAUCAGAGUCGCCAUAAAGAGCGAUGAAUUGCACUGGAUUCGCACGUAUUCGGAUAUGGGUAGAUACAUUGAGAAUUUCACCAUAUUUACCAAUCAUACUAAGUACCUAAAGUUGCGCGAUGACCACGACACCCGUUAUGCAUAUUCGGUUGGCGAGAUGUGGGACGUCUACAAUGAGCAACAAGAGUAUUUCUCACGGCCGCUCUUUCGCUUUUCAGACAUCUGCUUUAACAAAAACUAUCCAAUGGUUCUGCCUCUGUUGCACAACUCCAUAUAUCGCCGCCACCUAUACUAUUUUCUAUUGAGGCUAGAUCAAUCGGGAUUAAUAAGCUUCUGGCGACGAAACUGCUUUUGGGAAUAUUUGGAUAUGGGCUGGAUUUUGUUAGAAGAUCGUAAUAAACAGCCUGGCAUUGUACCCUUAAAAAUUGCGGACUUAUACUACGUACUUAUGGCGAUGAGCGCUUUUCUAAUUUUAAGCAUUAUCUGCUUCGGAAUAGAAAUAUUUUUAAAAAACUUUCAAUCAUGGGAAUGAAGCGUUUCUAAUUUUUCUCCGAAUAGUUUGGCAAUAUGUAUAAUAAAUGUUUGUGGUUGUUGUAUAACAUAAACUCAAACAGGCUGAUUCGAAAAUGUAUAAGGUGUAAAUGUCUCCCUCUUUCGAGUCUAUAUGUUUGAAUAUUAAAUAUGUAUAUUAAGUCAUAUAAAGUAAUUUGUUAUGAAUUUUUAGUAUUUAAUGAGUUUGCUGUGUUUGUCUAGUCAAGGAGCUACAUAGCUGGCCAUCCUAACCGCACUAAGCAUUCCAUAGUCCACACAGCUUGGCGCUGUCCUGAUUGACAAUUAUCGCAUUCUCCCUGCGAUAUUGUUUUACUUGUGAAUCGAUUGGGCCACCGACUGUGAGUACACGCGCACGCCUGAGUGUGGCAGUAAGCUAAACAUGCCCGAGUAAACCCAACAACAAACAAUCUGAAUGGACCGACGUAGAAGUGUGAUGGCGCGGUAUUUUCCACUUUUUUUUUGGCAAAGCACUUUGUUUAUUUUCAAUCUUGUUUUCUUCGAAUUUUUUAUAUUUUCUAUCCACCUUUCUUAAUAGCAUCUGACUACGCGAAUUCCGCCAUUACCGCACGUGUUGUUAAAUAUAACAUGUAUCUAAUUAUUUUUCUCUUCUCACGCCGUUAAUCCUACGCUUUGCGAGUUAAGAUUUACUUAUUUCCCCUAAGAUUUUAGAUUUCCUCGUGGAAGCUUUCAUGAAGCAAAUGCAUGUAGCAAAACAUUUAAUCAGUGCCAAAUACUUUGGUUUUCCUUUUUAUUAUUUCGAUAACACGAUAAAUAUAUACGCAACGAUAUAGUAUUCAUAUUUCCAACAUCUGCUUAUGAAUGCUUCUCAAGCAUUCACACAUCUUUUGCGAGCUCCCUCCCACCUUUUCACCUCUUAAACAGUGAUAAACAAGAAACAUCAAAUUACCAAAAACACAACAAUAACAUUCAGCGUUUGUUUUUUUCGCUACAUCUUAUGUCAUUGAGCAAUUUGUUGAUUCAUUUUUCCCUGCUGUCGGUAAAAUGCGGGAAAGAACUCGAAUGAAAUGGAAACGUGUAUUCAUUAGAAAAUAUACCCCUACGCAUGGGGGAAAGUCGGCGGUCGUUCCUUCUUCGUUGACUCUUUCCGAUUUUUUACCUUUUCUGCACUGGGUGGUACCCCCUACCCAAAAUGUCAUACAUACAUACAUAUGUAUAACAGCAGCGAAUCGCUUAUUUUCGCAGCAUCUCCGUCUCGCCUUGUAUGCCACCGGUCACUCGCUUAAUAUUCGCCAUUUAUCAUCUCGUUUUGCCCACAUGCUUAGUUGUGUGCGUAAUUUAUUGUUUAUUUUGUUUUGGUGCAAUUUAAUUUUAGAAAAAUCAAAUUGGUUUUAUAAAUAACAAAUUCAUUAGAGACAGCCGCAACACCCGGUAGCCAAGCAGCAGCCAACAAAUCUACACUGUUGUAGCGUCUCUUACUGCAGGUCGCCGUAAAAUUUGUUCAAUCUAAAGAGGAAAGUUUAUAUAUGAAUGUACAUAUUAUACAUGCAAAACAUGCGUAUAUGUACAUACAUAUAUGCAAUAAAAGGAAGCCCAGCGGCCACCACUCAACUGCAAAUUUGGCUGACCAUAAAUUCUGUUGUAGCUCUUAAAUCAGUCUUAAUUAUUUUGUUUUCCAACCGUCUAGUUAACUUGGUGAGAAGCAAAGAGAGGAAUGUCUUUUAAUCAGAAAUCGAUAUACAUUUGUGAAUAUACUCUAAAGGAUAUUAUUUUGAAAAUCGUUUUCAAUAUAAAAAUUGUUGGAUAAAAUGCAGUAAAUUCAAUUUUAAAAGUUACGUCACAGCUGUUGGCAUUUUUGCAAUGUUUUUAUUUAUCAAUAUUAAUAAGGAAAUAUCUGACAGUACCUUACUAUUUCCAAGUUAUCUGAAUGUAUGUGAGUCACUUCCGUUGAGUGGAAAAUUUAAUAUACAUAGGUAUAUUUAAUCAGUAAUAGGUUAAUAUACUAUUUAAUCCUCACUUCUAAAUUUUUUUUAUUUGUUAUUGUAAUACAAGUAUAAUUAUUAUAUAUUUUUGUAUUUGAGUAUGUGGACCAAUGUUCUAAUCGAAUUUAAUGAGAUUUAUUAGCUGCCAGAGUUGUUUAUACGCUUAACCGCAGACCCUUUGGAUUUCUAUUCGCAUGAUUAGUGUGCAAAUAUGUAAGCGACUGCUUAAUUGCCUCUCUCAGAGCUCCUCUACUCCGCUGACAUUUUCAGGCGACGAGUCAUCGACCCAUGCAAACCACCUUGCGGCUGCUUAUCCAAACCUACAGCCGCCAGCAAUACAAAUUUAACCAAAUUUCGAACAAUAACUUAGUUAACCACCGAUGGUUUUGUCCAGCACCAUUAGCCCCAAAGCAAUUAAGCGCCACACAAUGCUGGCGCCAGUCACAUCAAUCAGACAGACAGACAUCUCUCACAAAGCGAAUAUCACAUUCGCUCGUAAUGUGUUAAUCAUAAAUUAAGCAUUUUAAUUGUUGAAUAAAUCGCUUUUAAAAGUCUGUUGCUGCUUUUAUAGAGAUUUACCAACAAUACAUAUAUACAAAGUGUGUUCAGACACAUGAGGAUUAACGCUAUGUUACCGGUUUAGGUCGUCUUUCACAAAUGCGCCAUAAAUAUUAAAGUCAGUGUGGCUCGACUAUGAAGAAACUUCUGAAAUACUUCUGUUUUAAUAAAAUAUGCGUUGGGCCUUACCACAUGUUCCCUUCGACUUUGUAUCCUCUGCAAUGUUAUUAAAUCAGUUGUAAAUAUGGAGAAGAACACUCGUAAGUCUUUUAAAUUGUGUUAUUUUGUAACCAACAUUCACCACAUUAAUAUGAAAAUGCAUGUGUUUCUUCAGUAUAAAAUGCUCCAUUUUAAUACCUCACGCUGUUUUCGCACCAUCUGGCCCCACUUUUUGCCGAUAUACUUAUACAUAGGUACAAACUGUUUGUAAUAUGUAUGUAGAUUCAUAUAGAUAGACUUUAUCAAAGUAUAAUAAAAAUGCGACAACAAUUUUGAUUUCGACUAAAAAUAGGAGUAUAUGUGUAAAACAAAUUGUGUGACUAAAAUGAUAUACUACACAAGAAUUAUUUGUUCCAUUCACUGUUUUCUUUGCUUCUCACUCUUCGAAUUUACUAUUGAAUCAUUUGCUGUUUGUAUUUUCCAUUUAUUUACGUUUGAUUUUUGUCAGCAGGUAUUAACUUAGUAUACUAUAUAUCUCUACAUUCAGAAAAACAUAUGUGCCGAUGCAUGUGUGUAUACACGCUUCAAUCACUCCAAUAUGGUAUAAUUAGUGCCUUCGCAUAUCGAAUUUGUUUUUGCUCAAUUGACGUAAAAAUAUUUAUAUUUAUUUAUUUAUUCAUUUCUAUAUAAACACAUACAUACACAUAAUGUUCGUGUGAAUGGACGAUUAUAUUCUUUAUUUCUUUGUUUGUACAAAAGUAUGUAUGUAUUUAUCUUGGCCAAAUCAUUAAAUAAUAAAUAAUUUUAGAUAUUUUUUAAUGCAUCAAGCAAAUAUAACACCGACUUUUUAUAUGAAUGAAUAAAUGCAGGAGGAAUUUUUUCAUAUUAGGGGUGCUCGAAAUUUAAAAUCACUUUUAUAAGAACGCUUUUUAAAAACAUUCUUAGCCGUUACUAUUUCCUGGUUUUACAUAAGCAACUUCAAAGGUUUUUUUACGUAGAUAAAUACAUAUAAACUACCACAUU